AUGGUCACUAGUUCGACAAGUAUUAUUGGUGUGGUGGAUAUACCUAAGUUAGAGUCUUCUAAUGGUGCGGGAUUUGAUGAAGCACUCCCUAUGGAUUGUACUCCAUCCUCAUCGCCUCCUUAUCUGGAUAUAUUGGUGACCGAUUCUCUCUCUUCUAGGCACUGUGCUAGUGUAAGAAGCUUUGCUAAGAAGGCUAAAAAUGUAGUUUUCCUCAUGGAAACUAUGCUUCCUGUGCAUAGUGUUGCACAAAAGUUAGCAUCUUUAUCGUUUUCGGGUAGUUGUGGUAUAGACGCGGUAGGCCUAAGUGGUGGUUUGUUUGUCUUUUGGCUUGCUCCGUUAGGAUUGGUUCCUAUGUUUAUAUCCCAAAAUGUUAUCCUUUGUAAAUAUGUUAUGAGUGAUGUAACAAAAUAUUAUAUGCUUGUGUAUGGUGCACCGUAUAUUUCUAAUAGGUUGGAAGUUUGGAAUACGAUUUCUGAGCUCAUAGAUGCUUAUCCAAACGUGAUUCUUCUAGGCGAUUUUAAUCAAGUUGAAUAUCUUUCGGAUAAAGUAGGCGGUAAUGCCUUGAUUCCGGGUCAGUUGGACUUUACUCAAUGGCGUUUGGAUUCAGAUCUUGUGGAUAUCCCGUUUUUAGGUCCACAAUUUACCUGGACUAACAAUAAAAUUGAUUCGGAUUCGAUCUUGGAACGUUUGGACAGAGCUUAUGCUACUCCUUCUUGGCUUACUGAUCAUUCGGAUGCCACUGUACUUCAUCAACCUAUUUUAUUCUCGGAUCAUGCUGCCAUUAUUUUCCGGGAUUCAAUAGAGGAUACUGGAGUUCAACGACCUUAUCGGAUUGAAAAUUGGUGUUUAUCGACAAAGGAUGUACAUUCUAUAGUUGACUCUGUAGUUUCAAUUGUUGUUGUUGGUUCUCCGAUGUUUUCCCUGUCUCGCAGGUUAUCUUUCAUUAGAGAUCGGUUGUUAGCUUGGUGUACUUCUCAUAAACGAUUGUGGGAUAUUGAUUGGAAGUCUCUAGCCCUAUCUAUUGGUCAGGCAGCUUCUAGCUUGCAUACUCGUAUAGACCAGCAAAAAGAGUUGUUAAUCCCCUUUUCAGCUCUGCAAAUUAAGGAGGCCAUGUUUGGUAUUGAUGACAACAAACCUCCAGGUCCGGAUGGUUUCUUUUCUGCUUUUUUCAAAGUUCAUUGGUCGUUGGUCAAUCCUUUUGUAGUUGGCGUAGUUCAGUACUUCCUUACUCAUGGCUAUAUGUUAAAGGAGUGGAACCGUACUUUCUUGACUCUGCUUCCUAAGGUUGAUAGCCCAGAGCUUGUCUCGCAAUUUCGUCCUAUUAGCCUUUGUAAUGUACUUUACAAGUGCAUCGCCAAAUGUAUUACUGGUCGGCUCCGUCCUCUUCUACCUUCUUUGGUUUCUGAUUACCAGAAUGCUUUUGCUCCAGGACGUCUUACGUCAGACUAUGCUCUAAUUGCCCAUGACGUUUUCUCCUUCAUGAAUGCUUUAAGGGUGAAGAAAUAG
Molecule: messenger RNA, 1506 nt
Organism: Chenopodium quinoa (quinoa)
Lineage: Eukaryota; Viridiplantae; Streptophyta; Magnoliopsida; Caryophyllales; Amaranthaceae
Exons: 3
Coding region: 1-1506 (501 amino acids)
Source: RefSeq, a predicted model, not a curated record